AUGAACUCUAUAUAUGAAUUAGAUUCCAAAUGGCGCAAAUUGCUAACGUCGAAUAAUUUUUUAGGUGGCCUGACUGUUAAUGAGUUUGUGGAACAACUAAGUAGAGAUCAUUCUAUCAAGGGCCGAAGUGGAUCGAACGCUCCAAAGACAGCUUUCGAAUCGCUAGAUCCCAAACCCUACAUUAGAACGUUUGAGUUUAUACUUAAAGAGCUGAAUUCAUUGAGUGGAGAAUCCUCCGAAAGGAAACAUCAGUUGGCUGAACAAGUUUCUCAUCAAGAAAUCGAACAUGCCCAAAGCGUCAUUGCAUUAUCAGCUAAUCUGAAACAUAUGAUGGGAAGAUAUGAUCAACUCGACCACCAAUUAACAUCGGUGAAUCAGGUGGUUAGCCCCCUAGGCGAGAAAUUAGAGAUCGCGAUCAGAAAGAAGAAAGCAUACAUCAAAUCAGUUGAGUUAAUUACACAAUAUCACGAAUUUUAUGCCAACGGUGGAUCAAGUUAUUUGGAGACAUUAAGAUUGUCAUCCAACUGGCUAAAGAAAACACAAGCAGCAAUUCUUGUGAAAAAUUUAUUGGUACUUGCGUUCAAAGUGGAAACUAGUUCAAUCAAGAGAACGGUUGAAGUCGCAAAGCUUAUCGAAGAAUAUUCGGAGGUCAUGGAAAAGAAUUUAUUGGAAAGUUUCAACAAUGCAUACAGAGAUAACAAUUUCACCCAGUUGAAUGAAAUUGCGCUUAUUUUGAAUCAAUUUAACGGAGGAGUUAAUGUGAUCCAUAGUUUCAUCAAUCAGCACGCUUACUUCAUUGAUUCGGAUCAAGUCCAUAGAGAUGAAACAACCGAUAUUUUCUUAGACGAAGAUUUCAAACAGAGAUUGAUUGACCCUAGUUUGCACGGUGUCGUUUUCGAAAAGUCUAUGGUUCAGCUAUUAAAUGAUGUUGAGAGAGUCGUUAAAAAUGAAUCUAAAGUGGUAAAAAGGGUCUUUGAGGAAAGAGCUCCACAAGUUAUUCAGUUGUUUAUGCAAAGAAUAUUUGCCCAAAAAAUUGAGGCAAAAAUUGAUCAUCUGCUGGCAGCAUCUCAAUCACUAUCGAAUCUUGCUUAUGUCAGGAUGCUGCAUGCACUCUAUUCACUAUUAGGUCAGUUUAUCAAAGAUCUAUCAGAAUUUUUCCAAUUACUCGAGAUAGAUGUAGAUAAUGUGUUGACCGCCUCACUUGAACAGUCCUAUUCUGAACUCUUCUCGAAAUAUCUAUAUGACAGAACAAAAUACUUUGACGUUGAAAAGAAAAGUUUAGAAACAAUUCUUUUUGAGAAAACAGCGAACUUCAAUAUGAAGUAUGAAAGAUCAACACGUUCGAGAGCCCUAGCGAACAGGCUAACCAGUUCUUUAGAAAAUGGCUUAGAGAUAAAUGGCUUGGCCACAACAUCAAGCAGUAAACUAUCCCAGCUGAACAGCUUUUUCAAAAGUCACAUUGAUAAAGAUCGUUUAGGUAUCAACAGAGUCAACUCGCUUAACCGCUCGAAUACUUUAAGCAAUCGUGAUCCAAACCAAAGCGUGAUAUCCAAUCAGGAAACAGCCGACCUAAGCUCGACUGAUGAUGAUGGAUUCAAUUUACAAAAUGCAGAUGCCAUGCUGAAAUGCGUAGUUGAAUCCAUAGCAAGGGUUAUGGAGCUUGCAUCAAGCAAAGCUGGAAAUUAUAGCUUUGAAUUACUUGAAGUAAUGCUGAUUGGUAUUGUUAGCUCUUAUGUUGAUACGGCACUGGAAGCAGCAUACUCAGAAUCAUCUAAAUCAGACGUCGCAAAACCACAAGUUAUCCAGUUAGGCUUCUUGAGAUACAUAUCUCUCAGUACAGAUAUUUUAAGCUUAACAUCCGCAUCUGUGAAAGCUAUAUUUCUGCCCCUAUUGAAUAACUCGCCAGCAAUCAAAAGCAAGAUCGUUGUGAUUACGAAUAAUCAAAUCACGCGAUGUGAACUUCUUAUAAACAUAACUCUAGAAGAAGUAUGCCGUGUAAUACUAACAAAAUUCUCCAAUUGUUUGGCUAAACAAAAAAAGAAAGACUUUAGCCCUAAGUCGCAAGAGUUAUUAGAUCAUGACACUUUGCCAGCUGUAGAGAUUGUAGGAAUGCUGAAUUCACUUUAUUCGCAGGUAACGUUAUAUUUGAAAGGAGAAAAUUUGGUGUCAUUUUUAGAAAAAAUAGGGGAAGGACUGUACUCAUUAUUACUAGAUCAUUACAUGAAAUUUCAAGUUAGUUCAGCCGGGGGUAUUAUUGUUACCAAAGAUAUAAUUGGUUACCAGACCGCAAUCGAAUCAUGGGGCAUCGCUGCGUUAAAUGAGGCUUUCUCCACAUUAAGGGAACUAGCGAACCUGUUUACGGUGCAAUCUGAUUUACUAGAUUCAUUGACGAAAGAAGGUCAACUGGCAGAAGUAAGCCGGGAUAUCAUUUCAGCGUACGUAUCAAACAGGGAGGAUUUCAGCCAGGACAGUUUCAUAGCUGGCGUCAGAAUGAAUUUAAAACAACACAUUUGA
Messenger RNA from Zygotorulaspora mrakii, 2514 nucleotides. RefSeq names its product exocyst subunit SEC10 (gene SEC10). Gene Ontology annotation, cellular component: exocyst; cytoplasm. Bases 1 to 2514 code for a protein of 837 amino acids. Gene Ontology annotation, biological process: exocytosis; Golgi to plasma membrane transport. Lineage: Eukaryota; Fungi; Ascomycota; Saccharomycetes; Saccharomycetales; Saccharomycetaceae. The record is from RefSeq and is a predicted model, not a curated record. The transcript has a single exon.